Messenger RNA from Stylonychia lemnae, 1107 nucleotides. Lineage: Eukaryota; Ciliophora; Spirotrichea; Sporadotrichida; Oxytrichidae. The record is from the annotation of a GenBank genome assembly.
AUGAAACACCAAUUAAGUCAAGCUAUCUUAAUCUAAAUACUUCUAACCCUAGAUCUUUCAAACUAAGCUCCUCUAAUAAUUGCUCAUAGAGGCGCAUUUGGUUAUUUCCCAGAGCACACUUUUCCAGGCUAUGAAUAUGCAUUUUAUGAUGGAGCAGAUUUUAUUGAUAUAGACGUAUAGCCUACCAAGGAUGGACAUCUCGUGGCUCAUCAUGAGCCUUCAUUGGACAAUCAGCUUAUUGGUACAGAAUAGCACCCAGAAAUUUUCAGAGAUGAACUUAGAAAAACUUUUAUUAAUCCCUUAACAAAUGUUACUUAUGCAAAUGAUUUUAUGUUGAAAGACUUCAAUUUGGAAGAAUUAAAACUGCUUAGAAGAGUUUAAAGAUAUUAGGGAAGGAGAUCUAACUAUUUUGAUGGCUUAUACCAGGUGCUUAGCUUGUAAGAAGCAAUUGAUUAAAUCAAAGACAUGAAUGAAUAGAAGGUAGCUUUUAGAAAGAAUCAAAUCCCAAUAGGAAUAUACAUUGAGAUUAAAUAGACUGAUUAUUAUCUUAGCUUAGGCAUAGAUGUGAAUGGAAUGCUUUUGGAAGUACUGAAAAGAAAUAAUAUUGAGACUAAUCAGAAAUCUUUGAAUUAAAAACUGCCAGUUAUGUUGCAAUCAUUUUAUCUUUCUUCAGUCACAUUUUUCUAAGAGCGAACAGAUCUAAAAUUAUCAAUGAAUAUUGAGAUGAUUAACACUAAUUGGACAAUCGAGGGUCUAAUUCAGAAUGAUAUCAAGCUAGUAUCUAUCUAGAAUACUAUGCUGGCUUAUCCGCACAUUCUAAAUAACCAUGGAAUGCUGAAUUUGGUUAAUAACGCUAGGCAAUAUGGCAUAGAGGUUCACGUAUUCACAGCAAAAGAUGAUAUAAUUUCUAUGAAGGAAGAAGGAAUAACAUUAUUUGAUAAAUAUAAGUAUUACUAUGAAUCUGGAAUUGAUGGAUUGUAUACUGAACAUCCAAGGUCAACUUUAGUCGUCUUUGAGCAUUUAGAUAGCCUAAGAGAAGCAUAGAAAAGUAUUUGCAAAUAGUAAGCUGUUGAUAGUGAUAAUAGAUUAGAAGAGUGCUAUUUAUGA